AUGGAGGACAAAAGCUUUUUUUCACGCACAGGAGUGCCACGCAUCGACCUAAAGAGAAGAAAAAUGCUGUUGUACUCUCCUGCUGAGUACCACCCUGGCAGGAACUCCCCAACGGCGCCCACAGGACCUCACUUCCUCACGCCCGCCUCUCAGAGGAAUGUCAGCACCACACUCGGCCAGACGGCGUACUUGCACUGUCGCGUGGCGCAGCUCGGCGAGAAGCAGCAAGUGUCAUGGAUUCGAAAGAAAGACCUGCAUGUACUGAGCUCCGGCAUGCUGCUCUUCGCGUCCGACCUAAGGUUCCAGGUCAUCCACCCGGAAGGAACGGACAAGUGGACGCUGCAAAUCAAGUACGCCCAAGUGCGGGACGCGGGCGUGUACGAGUGCCAGGUGAACACGGUGCCCAAGAUCUCCCAGUCGUACUUCCUGAGCGUCGUGGCAUCCCGAGCGAGCAUUCACGGCCCGGAGUACGUUAAGGCUGGCAGUACCAUCAACCUCACCUGCGUCAUUAACCAACCCCACAUGCAAGGCCUUGUGCACUGGUACCACAACGGAGAUAUCCUUGACUACGAAGGCCCCGUGUCUAUUGCGACCCGCGGCGACCACAUGAGCACCAUCUCUCACCUCACCAUCAAGGAAGCCACGCCCAAGCACUCGGGGAACUACACCUGCUGGCCGACGUCUGCCCACUGGGAUUCCAUCCUCAUCAACGUUGUUGUGGAAGGUGAGCAACCGGCUGCGAUGCAGACGGGCGUAGGCGUGGUCCCGUCCGCCGGAAUCCUCACGCCCAUACUGCUCCCGCUCCUUCUUCACGCCCUCAGCAACGCCCUUGUUCUUCCGCUGGCGCUAAGAUGA
This is a messenger RNA of Penaeus indicus, 855 nucleotides long. RefSeq names its product obscurin-like protein 1. The record is from RefSeq and is a predicted model, not a curated record. The coding region runs from base 1 to 855 and encodes 284 amino acids. Gene Ontology annotation, biological process: synapse organization. Gene Ontology annotation, cellular component: neuron projection membrane. NCBI's taxonomy places the organism in Eukaryota, Metazoa, Arthropoda, Malacostraca, Decapoda, Penaeidae. The transcript is spliced from 7 exons.